CGAGAACUUUGCGAUUGCGCAGAUUUUAAAAAUAAUUUCUUAAACGUAUUUUUAUAGAUAUAUGUAUGUUUGAUAAAUUUAUAGAUUUUUUUAAUUACUAUAAGAAGUUAACUAAGUAUAAAUAAAUUCAUAUAUAAUUCUCUUGAGCGGAAAAAAAGUAGAAGAACAAGUAUAGAUAAAAAGAAAAAAUAGCAAAAAAGAAAACUGAUUAAAAAUUAAGAAUUAAUCAUUUAAUUUAUUUUUAUCCUUCCACUUUAUUUUGUUUUUUUAGUUGUUUUUUUGGACAAUUAUUAUAAUGACAAUUAUAAUGUGUUUUAAUCUUUAAUGUAAAAGAUAUAGAUAUUAUAUAUUUAUCUUUAUGAUAUAUUUUUUUUAAAAUAAUAACUUCAUAAAAAUAAUUUUUUUUUUUAAAUAUUUUUUCAAAUAUUUAUAUAAAUUGCUUAUGUAAAUAAUAAUUACACGUAAAAUGUAUUUCACAUAUGUUUAGAAAAUAUUCUAUAACAGAAUAUUUAUUCUUCCUUAUUUGUAUUUUAUAUUGAAAUUUAAUUUUAAUUCCAACUAUUAAUUAAAUGAUAAUGAUUCCAACGUUUUGUAACUCUAAGCCGAAUCGGUAAUAUUGAGAAUGAUACUAAAGUGAUAAUAAGAUUCUAAAGAUUUUGAAUUUGGAGUGACUUACAGUUAUAGUUACAAAUGACAAAGAAUGAUUAGUCAUGGAGGAAUAUUUAACUUUGAUUCUUAAAGAAAAUCGCUUAAAAGUGAACAAAGAAAAACUUGCAAGUAAGAGUUGCUAUUUUGCAUCUCUUUUUUCUCAUAAUUUUAAUGAUUCUCAUAACAAGGAACAUGUUAUUAAUUAUGACAUUGCUUUAUACACUUUACAGAAUUUUGUCGAAUGGAUCCAUAAUGAGGAACGUGUAAAUAUUUAUUAUCAUUCCAUAAAAGUGUCUAUGACAAAGUUUUUCCAAAAUAAUUUUAUAGAAUUAUUGAAUUUAUUACAGUUGAGUGUAUUAUUUAUCGUUGAUGAAUUAAUAAAUGAUAUUAUAGAAAUUAUAGUUUUAUGUUGGUUAUUACCAGACAAAGUAAUUGAUAUAUGGUUGUUAGCACAAGAAUUGAACAUAAAACCAUUACGAGACAUUUGUCUAUCUGUUUGUUUAGACCGUUUCAAGGAGCUUCCUUUAUCUAUGCUUAUUGAAUUAACUACAGAUAAUAUUAAUCAAUUAAUACAAAAUAUUAAUGUGAGAUCUAGUAAAAAUUAUUUAUAUUUUGUAAGGAAUAAGUGGAUGAAACAUCAUAUGAUAUCAGAUACCAUAGAUAUUAAAGAAGAAAGGGAAUAUAAAUUUAUAAAGGGUACAGUUGUUUGUGAAAGAGAUGACAGCAAUGAUAACAAAAUUGCAAAUUUGUAUAUUUGGGAUAAUAAUAUUUUAUGUAAAUCUAUACAAUUAAAAAGUAUUCAAUAUCCAGAAAAAUGGAUAAAUGGAAUGCAAGUUACUGGUAGAGGUUUCAGUGUAUAUACAAUUGGUGGAGAAGUAGGUUUAGAAGGUGGACAAUUUAACGAAAUUAUUUCACGUUAUUGCCUUUUAUCUAAAAAAUGGUAUUAUCAAGCAGAAUUGCCAAAUCCAAGAAGACACAUGAUUGCUGUAUUUAUAAGCAACAAAUUAAUUAUAGUAGGUGGUGUGGGAAAGCACAGGGUGAAGUUACGUUCAGUUGAUAUUCUUGAUAUUCACACAGGUGAAUGGAAAGAAGGCGCAUAUGUCCCUGAAUGUUUUACAGAGGUUCCUCCUCAUUGUGUUCUAAAUGGAAGAUUAUUUUUUUUAAAAUCGACACUUUAUAUUUAUUAUCCUGAAAAUAAUUAUUGGCGUAUUGUUAAGGGUUUGUACAAUAAUCCUAAUUUGCAAAGAGUAAAUGCACUUCUUACAUAUGAUUCAACGUUAUUUUUGAUCGAUAUGGCGAUUCUUCUAAGAAUCGAUAUUACGAGAAGAAAUUCUGUUUGUAAAAGAGAAGAAUGUUUAAAAGGACGCGUUGAUCAUACUUUAUUAAGUUUUGUCGCAUAUAAAGAUCGUUGGUGCGAGUUAAGAUAUGUAGAGAUUAAUCUAACUGGUAUAAUGAUAUUAAAUGUUUCUGAAGACAAUAAUCAAUUUUUGCACACAGAGAUAAAAAUGGGCCUUGAAGAUUCUAUUUCUCCCAUGAUGAAUUGUUUUAAUAUUAUAGAUCCCCAUACUUUAUACGACACUGUUUAAUAAGAAUUUUUUGUACUUGAAUAUGAUGUUAAAUAUUUUAUGAAAUUAUAGUAUAGUAAUGAUAAAAGGAAAAUAAAAAAAAUCAAAUCAAA
This is a messenger RNA of Apis cerana (Asiatic honeybee), 2326 nucleotides long. RefSeq lists its product as uncharacterized. Lineage: Eukaryota; Metazoa; Arthropoda; Insecta; Hymenoptera; Apidae. The record is from RefSeq and is a predicted model, not a curated record. Gene Ontology annotation, molecular function: protein binding.